UGGACCUUCUGAAUCUAGGUCUUGGUUAGCAGUCGGCGAAGUUCAACACAGAGAGGCUUCAUAGACAUAUUAUCUUCGGACUUGUCCACAUUUAUUGUCCUCCGUGAACGGAAAAGUGGCUUUGGGACAUUUCCGGGAUCAGGAGAAAAGAUGGCGCAGUGGUGCCAGCUUCAGUUGUUAGACAGCAAGUACCUGGAGCAAGUCGACCAACUGUACGAUGAUUCCUUCCCCAUGGACAUCCGACAGUACUUGAGCAAGUGGAUCGAGAGUAUUGACUGGGAUGCAGUGGCAUACCAGGAUUCUCUGGCCACAGUUCGAUUCCACGAACUUUUGUCUCAACUGGAUGAGCAACACAGUCGCUUUGCGCUGGAGAACAACUUUCUGCUGCAGCACAAUAUCCGUAAGAUCAAGAGGAACCUGCAGGAUAGAUUCCAAGAAGACCCUGUCUGCAUGGCGAUGAUCAUCUCGAGAAAUCUGAAGGAAGAAAUGAAGAUCUUGGAAAACGGCAAGAGAAAUGAGCAGGGAGACGAAGCAACAGCGUCGACCAUGGUGGUGGAGAAGCACAGGCUGAACAAUAAAGUCAGGGACAUGAAAGAGCUCCUGCUGGUGGCCGAUCAAAACAUAAAGAAUCUGGAGUAUCUCCAGGAUGAUUAUGACUUCAAAGUCAAUUCGUUUAAGAACCGAGAGAGUGAGAUGAACGGAACAACAACGAAAGAGCUGGAGAAAGAGAAGAUGGACCUCGGGAGAAUGUGUUAUGAGCUGAAGGCCAAACGACAGGAUGUGGUGAUGAAGCUGACUGAACUGCUGAACAUCACUCAUGUGUUGCUGUCGGAGUUGAUCUCCGCAGAGCUGCCCGAGUGGAAACAGCGGCAGCAGACUGCGUGUAUUGGUGGGCCACCCAACGCCUGCAUGGACCAGCUGCAGAGCUGGUUCACAGCGGUGGCGGAGACUGUGCUGCACGUCCGUCAGCAGCUGAUGGAGCUGCAGGAGCUGCAGCACAAAAUGACGUACGACACAGACCCCAUCAGCCAGUUGAAAGAACAGCAUGAGCCUAGAGCACUGGAACUGCUGAGGACCCUGCUCUCCAAUUCCCUAGUGGUGGAGCGGCAGCCCUGCAUGCCCACCCACCCACAGAGACCUCUGGUGCUUCGGACUGGAGUCCAGUUUACUGUAAAACUGAGGUUCCUGGUGAACCUCCCGGAGUUUAACUACCAACUGAAAGUCAAAGCUCUUUUCGACAAAGAUAUUGGAGACAAAAAAGGGUUUCGCAAAUUCAAUAUUUUGGGGACAAAUAUAAAAGUGAUGAACAUGGAAGAGUCAAAUGCAAGUCUUGUGGCCGAGUUCAGGCACCUGCAACUGAAAGAGCAGAAAGUGGCAGGAAACAAAUCAAUUGAGGGUCCUCUGAUCGUCACUGAGGAGCUGCACUCACUCAGCUUUGAAUCCGAGUAUCAGCUGCCCCAGUCUGGAGUCACCAUCAAGCUGGAGGCCUUGUCUCUGCCGGUGGUUGUCAUCUCCAAUGUCUCCCAGCUGCCCAGCGCCUGGGCGUCAAUCCUCUGGUACAACAUGCUUUCCACUGAAACCAAGAGUCUGAAGUUCUUCGUAUCUCCACCACAAGCCAAGUGGUCUCAGCUGUCUGAGGUCCUCAGUUGGCAGUUCUCGUCAGCCACCAAGCGAGGCCUGAACCAGGAGCAGCUCAACAUGCUGGCUGACAAACUGCUAGGAGCCAGCGCCCAGAGGAACCCCGAUGGUCUGAUUCCCUGGAGCAAGUUCUGCAAGCUGAGUCCCACCGAGCGAGGGUUCCCGUUCUGGCUGUGGAUCGAAGGAAUCCUGGACGUGAUCAGACGGCACCUUCUGUGCUACUGGAACGACGGCUCCAUCAUGGGAUUCAUCAGCAAGGAGCGUGAGAAGAAGCUGCUGAGCGGCAAAUGUCCCGGGACCUUCCUGCUGCGCUUCAGCGAGAGCAGCCGAGACGGCGCCAUCACCUUCACCUGGAUCGAGCACGACUGCCACUUAAAUCCGGUCUUUCACUCGGUGGAACCAUACACCAAAAAGGAACUGAGUGCCGUCUCGCUGCACGACAUCAUCCGCAACUACCGGGUGAUGGCGGCCGAGAACAUUCCUGAGUACCCGCUGCGCUUCCUCUACCCCGACAUUCCGAAGGACAAGGCCUUUGGAAAGUAUUAUCCCAAACCCUCAGAAACUCCAGAACCAAUGGACGUGGACAGCCAGCAGAGCUCCGGCUACAUGAAGACAGAGCUCAUCUCCGUCUCCGAAGUACCUCCGUCCAAACUGCAAGAGAACAUGAUGCCCAUGUCCCCAGAUGAUUUCAGGGUCCUGGAGCAGAUCGUGAGCCCCGGACACAUCGCAGAUGUGAUGGGCGACUUCCAAGAGUCAGAUUAAGAGCUUCCUGUUCCUGGUCCUGUGAAUUAAUGUUGCGUUUCCUUUCCGUCUGCGGACAUACAUCAAAAUAAUACACGACUGUGAAAGUGGUUUCAUCUUUGAAUGCCAGAUUAUUUUUACUUAUUCAGAAAACUCACUCGUGCUGGAGUGUCGAACUCAGUCACAGAAAGAGCAAAAAGUUAAGACUGAAUGAAACGGGUGUAGCCCUCUAUGCGAUUUAGGAAACACAGAAGUGGAAACACUGCAAUGUAGUGGUGGGAAGCCGUCACUGCAGGUGGACGUCAACAUCUCACAGGCCACACCUUCCUCGUGGUGUAGAACUACGGUUGUCGACCCGUCUGUUCAAGACAGGACAUAUGUUUUUAUUUGAUUUGAAAAAUGUGACUUGAGCAGUUACAAAUAAGCACUUUAUGAAAUGCAAAAAAAACCAAAUUGCAUGAUUUGCCUUAAAAAUAACCCCUGAAUUAUACAAGUGUCUGGUGUUCAUUGAGUGUAGACAUUUGGUGGUGUAAGAAAUCAAAUAAAGGAUGUCAUAUUUA
Messenger RNA from Synchiropus splendidus (mandarinfish), 2939 nucleotides. It is a transcript of the gene stat1a, whose product is annotated as signal transducer and activator of transcription 1a. The record is from RefSeq and is a predicted model, not a curated record. NCBI's taxonomy places the organism in Eukaryota, Metazoa, Chordata, Actinopteri, Syngnathiformes, Callionymidae. Gene Ontology annotation, molecular function: DNA-binding transcription factor activity, RNA polymerase II-specific; RNA polymerase II cis-regulatory region sequence-specific DNA binding. Gene Ontology annotation, biological process: regulation of cell population proliferation; type I interferon-mediated signaling pathway; response to peptide hormone. Bases 151 to 2400 code for a protein of 749 amino acids. The transcript has 24 exons.